CGCGCCGCGCUCCAGCCAGGGAAAACAACUGCUCACUUCUCCUGCGUCCUCCCCGCGCGCUCCCUGCUUCCCGGCGGCCGCGGGAGGACGGGAGCCCGGUCAGGGGGAGGCCCGGCCUUCCUCUGCCCUCGCUCCUCCUCUCCGCCUCCACUUGCUCCGGCCUCCUCUCUCCGGCUUCAGUUCGGGGCCUGGCUGGCUUUUCUCCCGGGCGGGCCAGGAAGUUUCUGCGCUCCUCGCAGUCCAGCCUCCAUCGCUUGCUCUAGCGCAGGGCCCCGGCUCGCGCCUGCCAUCCGCUUUCCCUACCCGCCGCCUGGGCUCCUCCGCCUCGCUGCACCCUGCACCCCUCUCCCGAGCUCCCCAGCUCUCAAUCCUCAUCAGCGCAGGGUCCCCAGUCCCCGCCCCGGCGCGCCCCCCACCCCGGGGUCGUGCGGCCCCGGAUGCCAGGGCCCCGAGGGGCUGCCGGCGGUCUGGCCCCUGCGAUGCGCGCGGCGGAGGCGGCGGGGCUGCUGGCGCUGCUGCUGCUGUUGUUGCUGGGCCCGGGCGGCGGGGCCGAGGGGGGGCCGGCCGGAGAGCGGGGCGCCGGCGGGGGCGGGGCACUGGCCCGUGAGCGCUUCAAGGUGGUCUUUGCGCCGGUGAUCUGCAAACGGACUUGUCUGAAGGGCCAGUGUCGGGACAGCUGUCAGCAGGGCUCCAACAUGACGCUCAUCGGAGAGAAUGGCCACAGCACCGACACGCUCACGGGCUCCGGUUUUCGCGUGGUGGUGUGCCCUCUGCCCUGCAUGAAUGGCGGCCAGUGCUCCUCCAGAAACCAGUGCCUGUGUCCCCCGGACUUCACGGGGCGCUUCUGCCAGGUGCCUGCAGGAGGAGCUGGCGGAGGCACCGGUGGCUCAGGCCCUGGGCUGGCCCGGGCCGGGGCCCUGUCCACAGGAGCGCUGCCGCCGCUAGCUCCGGAGGGAGAAUCUGUGGCCAGCAAGCACGCCAUCUACGCGGUGCAGGUGAUCGCUGAUCCUCCUGGGCAGGGGGAGGGACCCCCUGCCCAGCAUGCGGCCUUCCUGGUGCCCCUGGGACCAGGACAGAUCUCGGCGGAAGUGCAGGCCCCGCCCCCUGUGGUGAACGUUCGCGUCCAUCACCCUCCGGAAGCCUCGGUCCAGGUGCACCGCAUCGAAGGGCUGCAUGCCGAGGGCCCGGCCCCAUCCCAGCACCUGCUGCCGCACCCGCACCCCAAGCCUCCACACCCACGACCUCCCACCCAAAAGCCGCUGGGCCGCUGCUUCCAGGACACAUUGCCCAAGCAGCCCUGUGGCAGUAACCCCUUGCCUGGCCUUACCAAGCAAGAAGACUGCUGUGGGAGCAUCGGUACAGCUUGGGGCCAGAGCAAGUGUCAUAAGUGCCCCCAGCUGCAGUAUACAGGGGUCCAGAAGCCAGGACCUGUACGGGGAGAAGUAGGUGCUGAUUGCCCCCAGGGCUAUAAGAGACUCAACAGUACCCACUGCCAGGACAUCAACGAAUGUGCAAUGCCAGGUAUGUGUCGCCAUGGUGACUGCCUCAACAACCCUGGCUCCUAUCGCUGUGUCUGCCCACCAGGCCAUAGCUUGGGCCCAUCUCGCACACAGUGUAUUGCGGACAAGCCAGAGGAGAAGAGCCUGUGUUUCCGCCUAGUGAGUCCGGAGCACCAAUGCCAGCACCCCCUGACCACACGCCUUACCCGCCAACUCUGCUGCUGCAGUGUUGGCAAGGCCUGGGGUGCACGGUGUCAACGCUGCCCCGCAGAUGGCACUGCAGCCUUCAAGGAGAUCUGCCCAGCUGGGAAGGGGUAUCACAUCCUCACCUCCCACCAGACGCUCACUAUCCAGGGUGAAAGUGACUUUUCUCUUUUCCUGCACCCUGAUGGACCACCCAAACCCCAGCAGCUCCCCGAAAGCCCUAGCCGGGCACCACCACCUGAGGAUACAGAGGAAGAGAGAGGGGUAACUACGGAUCCACCAGUGAGCGAGGAGCGAUCCAUUCAACAGAGCCACCCCACUGCUACCACCUCUCCAGCCCAACCUUACCCAGAACUGAUCUCUCGACCCUCACCACCUACCCUGCACCGCUUCCUGCCGGACUUGCCCCCCUCCCGUAGUGCGGUGGAGAUUGCCCCCACUCAGGUCACAGAGACCGAUGAGUGCCGACUAAACCAGAACAUCUGUGGCCAUGGGCAGUGCAUCCCAGGCCCCUCCGACUAUUCCUGUCACUGCAACCCGGGCUACCGGUCACACCCGCAGCACCGCUACUGCGUGGACGUGAACGAGUGCGACGCAGAACCGUGUGGCCCAGGGAGAGGCACCUGCAUGAACACUGGCGGCUCCUACAACUGCCAUUGCAACCGUGGCUACCGCCUGCACGUGGGGGCCGGGGGGCGCUCUUGCGUGGAUGUGAAUGAGUGCACCAAGCCCCACCUGUGCGGUGACGGCGGCUACUGCAUCAACUUAACUGGUCACUACAAGUGCAACUGCUACGCUGGCUACCGGCUCAAAGCCUCGCGACCGCCCGUGUGCGAAGACAUCGAUGAGUGCCGUGACCCUAGCUCCUGUCCAGAUGGCAAAUGCGAAAACAAACCUGGGAGUUUCAAAUGCAUCGCCUGUCAGCCAGGCUACCGUAGCCAAGGGGGCGGGGCCUGCCGAGAUAUCAACGAGUGCUCUGAAGGCAGUCCCUGUUCACCCGGCUGGUGUGAGAACCUCCCAGGCUCCUUCCGGUGCACGUGCGCCCAGGGUUACACACCCGCACCCGAUGGCCGCAGCUGCGUGGAUGUGGAUGAGUGCGAGACUGGGGACAUGUGUGACAAUGGCAUCUGCACAAACACACCAGGCUCCUUCCAGUGUCAAUGCCUCUCUGGCUACCAUCUGUCAAGGGACCGGAGCCACUGUGAGGACAUUGAUGAAUGUGACUUCCCUGCGGCCUGUAUUGGGGGUGACUGCAUCAACACCAAUGGCUCCUACAGAUGUCACUGCCCUCAAGGGCAUCGGCUGGUGGGUGGCAGGAAGUGCCAAGAUAUAGAUGAAUGCAGCCAAGACCCAGGCUUGUGCCUGCCCCAUGGAGCGUGUGAGAAUCUGCAGGGCUCAUACGUCUGUGUCUGUGAUGAGGGCUUCACACCCACCCAGGACCAGCACGGCUGUGAAGAGGUGGAGCAGCCACACUACAAGAAGGAAUGCUACCUUAACUUCGAUGACACGGUGUUCUGCGACAGUGUACUGGCCACCAAUGUUACCCAACAGGAGUGCUGCUGCUCAUUGGGGGCUGGUUGGGGAGAUCACUGCGAGAUCUAUCCCUGCCCAGUCUACAGCUCAGCUGAGUUUCACAGCCUUUGUCCCGACGGAAAAGGCUACACGCAAGACAACAACAUUGUCAACUAUGGCAUUCCAGCCCACCGCGACAUCGACGAGUGUGUGCUGUUCGGGGCGGAGAUCUGCAAGGAGGGCAAGUGCGUGAAUACGCAGCCGGGCUACGAGUGCUACUGCAAGCAGGGCUUCUACUACGACGGCAACCUGCUGGAGUGCGUGGACGUGGACGAGUGCCUGGAUGAGUCCAACUGCAGGAACGGCGUGUGUGAGAACACGCGCGGCGGCUACCGCUGCGCCUGCACGCCCCCGGCCGAGUACAGCCCGGCUCAGCGCCAGUGCCUGAACCCGGAAGAGCGGGAGCACGGCCCCGAGCGGCGUGAAGUGUGCUGGGGCCAGCGUGGAGAAGACGGCAUGUGUAUGGGCCCCCUGACCGGGCCUGCCCUCACCUUCGAUGACUGCUGCUGUCGCCAGGGCCGUGGCUGGGGCACCCAAUGCCGACCGUGCCCACCACGUGGCAUGGGGUCCCAGUGCCCAACUUCUCAGAGUGAGAGCAAUUCCUUCUGGGACACAAGUCCACUGCUACUGGGAAAACCUCCUAGAGAGGAAGACAGCUCCGAAGAAGACUCUGAUGAAUGUCGCUGUGUCAGCGGCCGCUGUGUGCCUCGGCCUGGUGGCGCAGUGUGCGAGUGUCCUGGUGGCUUUCAGCUAGAUGCCUCCCGUGCCCGCUGUGUAGAUAUUGACGAGUGCAGAGAGCUGAACCAGCGCGGGCUGCUGUGCAAGAGCGAGCGCUGCGUGAAUACUAGCGGUUCCUUCCGCUGUGUUUGUAAAGCCGGCUUCACGCGCAGCCGUCCACACGGGGCCUGCGUGCCCCAGCGGCGACGCUGAAGCAGUCCUUGGCCCACACCUCGGUGGUUAUCACCAAGGGGUGUCCACCGAUACUGGGGAUGAGUUAUCACCUUUGCCAACCAGGGGGAAUGGACCCUGAGAUCCUCCAAGGCCCAUAGACCCCCUUCCUGCACCCCAACACUGGAGGCUGCUCACAGCACCCUGUCUGGCUCAGUGGCCGUUGUGUUUAUAGGGUGCUACCAGCAUUCCUCUCUGAGGACAAUUCCUAGAAAGUGUUAAAUCAGAUUGUUCCUCAUUAAUUUACUCUUGGCUUUCAAAGCAACUUGAUGUUCACAUCUGCGGUUGGUUGGGACUACAGUACACCAGACCCCAGCAGAAGGCUGAAAGGAGCCCAAGACCAGAGAUGUGAAAUAGAAUUUAUUGUGACUCUGAUUAUGUACAGGAGAUGUGCCUGGCCUGGCCUGCCGGGCUCUCAUGGUUUGUACAAUAAAUACAUCUGUGGGGCCUGCUCUCCAGUGGCUGGAAGUGCCCAUUCCCAGGGUUCAGUCCAGCUUUCGGGCUCCCAGCUUCAUAGGG
Jaculus jaculus (lesser Egyptian jerboa) is the source of this 4742-nucleotide messenger RNA. RefSeq names its product latent transforming growth factor beta binding protein 3 (gene Ltbp3). Bases 438 to 4205 code for a protein of 1255 amino acids. The record is from RefSeq and is a predicted model, not a curated record. Gene Ontology annotation, molecular function: calcium ion binding. The transcript has 27 exons. NCBI's taxonomy places the organism in Eukaryota, Metazoa, Chordata, Mammalia, Rodentia, Dipodidae.